CAGCUCCAGUCCUUCGAGAUAUCAAUACGUCUUACUUUGGCAUCUUCUCUUGCCCUCCCAACUUUUUCUAGUAACUUGGGCAGUGCGCUCGACGGCACCGUCGCAGAUGCCACAUCUUCAUCUUGAGGAAACGAUCCGUGUUUGGCGGAUUCGAGGAUUGCGUCGCCGAGCUGGGCAUCUGUGACUUUUGGGGGCAUCGCGUUCGAUCAGCGACGUAUCAUGUCGUUGUCAAGAGUAAAGUGACGUGCGCUGUACACUUCCUGGCGCGCCACGGUCGAGCAAUCGACGAGACGAUGACGUCCGUGCGGAGCUUCAAUUCACAUGGAGGGGCAGACCGUUGCGCGCCUGUCUACCCCACCAAUAUACGAAAUCUUGCAUAUACAGCCCAUCUUCUCGAGAACCGGGACAUUGGCUAGGUGUGUCUGGAACUGCUGCUGCAAUCUGGCAGGCAUCAUCUGUCGCGCUCUCCGCCGACCGAACACCAAACUGCAUCGCAGCUACCAAAAGUUGUUCCUUCCUUUCACCUUCCUCUCUUCCAUCGCCAAUUCGGCACUGCACAAAGGGGCGCCUGCACAAGCGCAACUUCGCAUCGCGGAUAGCCUUGCGACCAGCAACUCAACAUUUGAGCUCCCAGACUCCUCAAAGGACUUUGCAAGUAUCAAAUACGCAAGUAUGGGGUCGAUUGAGCAGUCGUCGCACUUCAAGGAGAUCCAGAAGUUCGAGGCCGAUUACGCCGAUGCCAAGUUCACUCAAUAUGAAUCGCAGCGUACGGGACUACGAGUGACGGUGGUUGAUCGGAAAGGCCCUAAAGUAUACGGAUACUUUGCUGUCGCUACAGAAAUUCACGAUGAUUCUGGCUCUCCUCACACACUGGAGCAUCUGAUCUUCAUGGGAGGUCGCAAGUAUCCAUACAAAGGCUUGCUGGACAAACUUUCCACGCGCUCAUACUCGGAUACCAACGCAUGGACAGAUGUCUCCGAGACAGUCUACACUCUCUCCUCGGCUGGCUGGGAGAGUUUUGCACAGAUUCUUCCGGUCUACCUCGAUCACCUGAUUCUGCCUGCUAACACAGAUGCUGCAUGCUACACAGAAGUUCACCACGUUGAUGGCAAAGGUGAAGAUGCAGGUGUUGUCUACGCUGAGAUGCAAGCAAGGCAGAAUCUGCAAGGCGACAUGAUGGAUCUUCGCAUGCGUCGUCUCUUGUACCCAGAAGACGAUGGAUUUCGUUCAGAGACAGGUGGUCUGAUGGAGAAUCUACGCGUUCUCACUGCUGAGCGCAUUCGCGAGUUUCACCGAGAGAUGUACCAGCCCAAAAACAUGCGUCUUAUCCUUAUCGGUGAAGUUGAUCACGCAAACCUGUUGGAGGUGUUGGACAAGUUCGAAGACGAUAUUGUCGAUUCUGUGCCAUCAUAUGAUGCACCCUUCAAGCGCCCCUGGGUUGAGUCAAAGCGCACUCCACCGCUCAGCAGAACUAUCGUUGACACGCUCGAGUUCCCCGAAGAGGACGAAUCUACGGGAGAGGUGCAGAUCGCCUUCCUUGGCCCUCAAUCAACGGACGAUCUGGCCGAGACAGCCAUCAACACACUUCUUACGUACCUUGCUGGAUCGUCUGUGUCUGUUCUUGUCAACACUUUGGUGGAGAAGGAGCACCUCGCCAGUGAGGUGUACUACUUCAUGAAGGAUCACUACGAUUCAAUCAUUUGGUUCACUCUCAGCGCGGUGGACACAGAGAAGCUUGAGACAGCUGAGAAGCGUUUCUUCGAAGUCCUCAGGGAACACGUGGAUGGUCCUCUGGACAUGAGCUACUUGCGCGACUGCCUCCACCGCUUCAAGCGCCAGGCUAAAUUCACAUCAGAAGUCAGCAAUGAGGAUUGGAACACGCCUAUUGUCAAGGACCACAUCUUCGGAAAGCGCGAUGGCUCUGACCUGAAAGCUGGUAUGGCUGAUUUCAAAGACUUUGACGAGCUCGACGGGUGGAGCGAAGAUCAGUGGCGCACCUUUACCAAGAAAUGGAUAUCGGACGCUCACCAUGUCACCUUGUUUGGCAAGCCCUCCGCGGCUCUGAACGAGAAGAUGAAGGCAGAAGAAGUUGCGCGCGUCAAAGCACAGCAAGAGAAGCUCGGUGAUGAAGGUCUGAAGAAGCUCGCUGAAAAGCUACAGGCUGCUCAAGAUCAGAAUAACAGACCCAUCCCCGAGGAGCUGAUUGCAAGCUUCAAAAUCCCUAGUACAGAUUCGAUACACUUCUUCGAAACAACUCCGGCGCGGUCGGGGCUUGCUAAGAAGCUCGGUACUAGCGACACCAGAAUUCAGCAGAUCAUCGACAAGGACGAGAACGGUCUUCCACUGUUUAUCCACUAUGAGCACAUCCCGACCUCUUUCGUGCAUUUCGGCUUGGCCCUUGGAACGUCUAAGCUGCCCACAGAACUGAAGCCGCUGCUCGGGAUCUACCUCACCAACUUCUUCGCUACACCAGUUGUCAGAGAUGGCAAACGCAUUGAGUUUGAAGAAGUCAUCACCAAGCUCGAGCAAGACACGAUUGAGUAUACACUCGGCCGAGCCACCGACAUUGGCAACUCUGAGAUGCUCCAUAUCCAUUUCGUUGCAGAGUCAGACAAGUUUGAGACCGUCGUCCAGUGGCUCAAGACAUUGCUCGUAGACUCAGUGUUCGACGUUGAGAGGAUCAAGGCUACUGUCAUCAGAUUACUUGCAACUGUGCCAGAAGAGAAGCGUGAUGGCAACGGCAUGGCGCUCGCCAUCGAUAAGAUGAUCCACUACGACACAACCUCAUCUGUCCGUGCAACAACCACUCUAGUCAAGGCUCUGUACCUGAAGCGUACCUUGAAGCUCCUUGAGUCGGAUCCUCAACAGGUUAUCGACCAGCUUGAAGCACUGCGAAAGCACCUUCUUACAUUCUCGAAUAUGCGUCUGCUUGUUACUGCCAACCUCGAGACCCUCCGAAAACCGGUGACGACCUUCAAGCACCUCACAGAUGCCAUCAAGCCAGAAGCAAACCCUACCGUCAACCCAAUUGAUGACCGCAAUCUGCUACUGUCCGAGAUUGGCCGUAACCCCGGCGGCGCGCACUACAUCGUCACCAUGCCGAUCGACACAUCGUAUGGCAUCUUCACGUCAGCGGGCCCUAAGGGCUACACCGCACCAGAGCUACCACCGCUGCUUGUCACCUUAUCGAUUCUCGAAGCAGUCGAAGGGCCGAUGUGGGUCGCCAUUCGCGGCACAGGUCUCGCCUACGGCAGCUCCUUCUACCGUGACGUCGAGACAGGAAAGCUGAAAUAUGUGAUAUACAACAGCCCGAACGUGUUCAAGGCAUUCGAUGCAGCGAAGAAACUGACCCAGGAGCUUGCUGACGGUACACAAUCGUUCGAUAAGAUGGCUCUCGAAGGGGCCAUCUCGACGAUUGUCAGGAGCUUCGUUGAUGAAAGAGACACCAUGGUCGAUGCGGCCAAGAGCUCCUUCAUUGAUCUUGUAGUUCGCGGCGUCGACAAAGAUUGGCAGGAGUGGGUCCUACGUGAAGUGCGCAAGAUCACCGAAGAUGAUGUCAAGCGCACCCUGAAGGAAAUUGUAUCCGCUAUCUUUGAGCCGGAGAAGGUCGAUGUCGUCGUCACUUGUGGUGACAUCCUGAAGGAGAGCCUGCAGAAGGACUUUGAGGGCGCAGGAUUCCAGCCUCAGAGCAAGGUUCUCGCUGACUUUUACGAGUCGUAUGGUCUGGAAGGUGAUGAGAAUGAUGACGGUGACGAUGAUGAUGAUGAUGACGAAGGCGAUAGCGAGGAAGGCAGCGAGGGAGAUGAGAGUGGAGAUGAGAUGGAAGAGUAGAUUUUGCGCCGUCCAUCAAGGACUAAGCGUGGACAAUUACAGACAUUCU
Messenger RNA from Didymella exigua CBS 183.55, 3880 nucleotides. Its product is annotated as metallopeptidase. The coding region runs from base 322 to 3831 and encodes 1169 amino acids. The record is from RefSeq and is a predicted model, not a curated record. The transcript is spliced from 6 exons. Gene Ontology annotation, molecular function: metal ion binding. NCBI's taxonomy places the organism in Eukaryota, Fungi, Ascomycota, Dothideomycetes, Pleosporales, Didymellaceae.